Messenger RNA from Pseudonaja textilis, 5154 nucleotides. RefSeq names its product RAS like proto-oncogene B (gene RALB). The record is from RefSeq and is a predicted model, not a curated record. Gene Ontology annotation, biological process: signal transduction. Gene Ontology annotation, molecular function: GTP binding; GTPase activity. NCBI's taxonomy places the organism in Eukaryota, Metazoa, Chordata, Lepidosauria, Squamata, Elapidae. Gene Ontology annotation, cellular component: membrane.
UCGGGGCGGUAACGAGCGCGUGCACGAGCGGGUGCGCGAGGCAGUAGCGCUUGAUGCUGCUUCUGCUGCUGCUGCUAAUAUCAGCCUACCUAAAAGCGAGGGUAGCGGCGCUGAAGCCGACCGGCCUCGGGUAGGGGGAGAACCUUGGGGGGUUUUUGUUUUUGGUUUUUUGCUCGGCAGCUUUUAAAGUCAACCAAUACCCAGACCGCCGCCCCGCCACGGGAAGCUCAUCAGUCUACUCAGCUGAUACCUGACAACUAUAUUAAAAAUGGCUGCUAGCAAGGCAAAAAGUCAAAGCUCUCUUGCCCUUCACAAAGUAAUCAUGGUUGGUAGUGGAGGCGUGGGCAAAUCAGCACUUACACUUCAGUUUAUGUAUGAUGAGUUUGUUGAAGACUAUGAACCAACCAAGGCUGAUAGUUACAGAAAAAAAGUUGUUCUAGAUGGUGAAGAAGUCCAAAUAGAUAUUCUGGAUACAGCUGGGCAGGAAGAUUAUGCAGCUAUUCGAGACAACUAUUUCCGGAGUGGAGAAGGUUUUCUCUUAGUUUUCUCCAUAACUGAGCAUGAAUCCUUUACAGCCACAGCAGAAUUUAGAGAACAGAUUCUCCGUGUAAAAGCUGAAGAGGAUAAAAUACCAUUACUAGUAGUGGGAAACAAAUCAGACUUGGAGGACCGUCGACAAGUGCCUGUAGAAGCUGCUCGAAGUAAAGCAGAAGAGUGGGGGGUGCAGUAUGUAGAGACAUCAGCAAAAACAAGAGCAAAUGUAGAUAAGGUAUUUUUUGAUUUGAUGAGAGAAAUUAGAUCCAAGAAAAUGUCAGACAAUAAAGACAAGAAUGGCAAAAAAAGCAGCAAGAAUAAGAAGAGUUUUAAAGAACGAUGUUGCUUAUUGUGAUCUUUAAGAGCUACACUUGUAGAUGACAGUACUAACAAGACAUUUUACUACUAACAAUAGAGGACUGAAUUAAUAAGAAGAAAUCUGAAUUCAAUACAUUUUUCAACUCACAUUGAUAUGAGAAGUUCAACAGAUCCAUGUAUACCAAGAAGGAUGAUUCUUGAAAGCAGCUGUCACUGGUAAACAGUAAUGCAAGCAUUUUUUCCUUGUAUCAUAAGCAAUUUACCUGUUAGUCGUAUGGUGCACUCUGAAUUUACCUCCGGAUGCUGCUCCAAGGGCACUCCUCAACAACUCUUCACUAUCCUUUUUUGUUUAAAUGGCAAGUUUUCAUUGAUAUUCCACCAAAGUUACCUGUCUUUUCUUUGUGGUUUCAUUUUGUGUGCUCUUAAAGGCUUAAGUCUUUGGUGAUUUUUUUUUAAACCACAAGUUGACAAAAUUGUAUAGUGCUGCUUAAAAUAAGUUAUGGUGGUAUCAGUUUUGCUGCUUUGCCAACACAUUAGAUUGACAGCAUAAGGCUUUAUCUUAAAAACAACAACCCUGAGCAGUGAGUUAGCAUUUCCAUAAUGACCAUAGUAAAUUUCAGAACAUUAGUAGUUAUAUUCUGGCAAAUUAUAUCGCCUUAAAUUGGGAGUAAAUAAACUAGGCAUCUUUGAGGCAGAGGAGAGUUCUAAGCUUAACCCAAUUUUUCAAUACAUUUGUUGAGAAUUGUGGUUCUUGAAAUCCAAGACUUAUGAAUGACAUCAAGCUAGAAAUUUUUUAUUCCAUUGAGUAAUUCUACCCUUCCUCCCAAAGGCUUGGUUUCCUCCCAAAAUGUGGACAUUUUUACUCAUGGUGUUGUGAUGGUUCUUGGUCAUGUAUUGAAACCAUAGUGUUUGCUACAUUUGCUCUCAAUGUUUAACAGAAGGGUGUUUUUUUUUUAAUGUGAAAGUUCACAUUCUGUAGUUUCAUGAAUUGGAUACAGUCUUUGUUUUAAAAGUGGGUGGUUAAAAAAAACCCACCAGUCCUUAUCAUGCACUUACUCCAUUUGAACUAUAAAAAAAAAUUAAGAAACUUAUACAGAAAAUGUUUCCAGCCGUUUGUUUGAACCAGAGAAACUUAAUGAUGCAUUAUAGUUGGCUGUACUCUCUUUCUCCCAUGAGAGUUGUUGGUAUCUGCCUAGGUGAUACCAAGACACAGAGUUCCACUCCUGAGUGAGCACUAAUUCCUUACUGUUUUCCACAUUGUGGAGCAGUGGUGGCUAAAUUAAAAAGAUGGAGAUGGACAGUCUUUUCAUAUAUCUAUAUCCAAGGUUAAUGUUGAGGUAUUGCCAAAAAGUCUGACCCUUCACUUUCCUUGUGCAAAAACUUUUUAUAGUUAUUCACUGGAUAAUGGGAUAAAGUUUAUACAGAUGGCUAAAUUUAUUCAGUUACCAUUUUUUUCUUCUUUUGUCACUGAUCAUUAAUGGGGUCAAUAAAAAUGCCAUGUAGAAGUAUAUCAUUACACUUUUAAAAAUAGCUCUGGCUGAUUUAUUAAACCAUUCUUUCUCAAUUUGGUGCUCUUUUAAACUGAAUUUUUCUUCAUUUCCAAACAGGAUGUGAGAGGAACCCCAAAAAAGCACCAAGCUGGAAAAAGUUCCAUUGAGCAGAUAUACUUUAUAUAAAUGCUCUUCUCUGGUCAGUCAUAAAAAAUACUUUUUCAGAUUGUAGAGUACUUUAAAAAUUCCAAGAAUAAGCAUGUAUCAUGAUGCUUUGGAAAAUUUAGAGUACCUAGCUUAGAUCUGGGCAUGCUUUAAGAGAAGGAGUUUUAAGAAUAGGGGUUAUGAUACCACAUAAAACUAAGUCACAUAAAUCAAUGCGCCAGGAUUCUAUCCCUUUACCUUCGUUUUUUUUUUCUUUUUCACAACUUUUUGGAAUUGUUAUGUCUGUAUUGGAGUAUAUACACUGUUUUCAUUUAGCAUGUGGCAUGAAACUGCUUUGAUCAUUUUCAGUAAAGGCUUCGGAAGGCUUGAGAAAAGAGGGCUGUGCAGCAUUUCAUAUGGUUCCAUACCCAUGACUUGAAAAAGUGAUAAAUCAACUGUUUCAGACAUAAGCAAUAUUAGAAAAUAGGGAAAUAAACAAGUAGCAGUAUGAAGAAGAAAAAUACCAUCAUGUCUGGAUAUUUAAAAAAUUGAAGGUUAUGUCUGAAUAUAAAGAUUAGAUUUAUCAAUUAAGGUUAUGUGAAAAAAAUACCAGAUAAUGCUAAAAUAGGAAAACUAUAAAGAAGUUUUAUUUACUGUAUAUUAGCAUUUUGGCAUGUUGACUUUAUAUUGCCAUAAUAACACAGUGAUAAAUGAUACAUGAAUGUAUAAGCUGAAGCAGAUAUCCAGUUCACAUAUUGUUACUGUGGGUUAGAGAAGGCAGGAUGUGACUAUGUUUAUGGGAUCUGGCAAGACAAAUUAAAACACCACAGAUUGCUCUUCCAACAACCAAAGAAUGGAUGAGGUUCAGUGUCAUCUAUCCUAAAUGCAAAUGGAGAUGUCAUAAUUUUCAGAAACAGAGCUUUCAGUAACAAAGCAUUCUUUGGGGAUGUAGAUUUGACAGAUACCUAUUUUUAUGCAUACAACAAUCUGGAACCUGUAGAUUUUAUUUUGAACAGGAAUGGGCAGUAUGUAACCUUCCAGAUGCUGCUGAAUUGUCAGCCCCAGUGAUCAUAGGCAUAUGCUUUCAGCAAUCAUGAAGGAAGGUAGAGCUUCAUAGCCAUCUCUGAAAUAGGUAAACAUAACUACAAUGAGAAACUUGAACAAAAAGAACCUUGGUAAUUUUUUUAAAGAAGCUAGGGGAUUUAUGCAAUAAGAAAGAGAGCAAAAAAGAUGUAAUUCAUGUCUCUCUGGUUUCUAUAUGUAGAACCUAAUUUAAUAUCGCAUGACCUUUAGCGUGAAGGAGUGAAGGAGCUACAGAAAUUUACUGGAGAAAAUAACUUGCAUAGUUUAGGCAUUAAUUUAGCAUUUUGUUUUUAAUCUUUGCAAGCAGCUCAAAAUCAUUUGUGUGAGAUGCAUGGCCAUAUAAAUUUAGGCAUACACAGAUUCAAGGUUCAGAAUGGAAUCUGAGGAAGGCUUUAGUUUUUGAAAGAUCCACAUGAGCCUUGCAAUUACAGAAAUGUUGUAACUCUUUGAGAGAGAUCCUUCUUAAUAUACCUUAAAACUGCUUCUUUUUUAUGCUUUGUGCAGCCUUAAUUGAUACUCUGAUCCUUUAUUCAGUGGAAAUUUGCUGCCUAAAUUCAUUAAAUGUAUUCCCCUAUAAUGUCUUAAAAAUGGAGCAAUUGAUUUAGAAGUUGUUUACUUUAAAAAACAAUCUAUGAAAUCAGUAUUAUUUAACAUUGUUUAAGAAUUAAACCAUGAUUUCACUUGGGUUUCUCAGUUGCUGAAUUACAGUUCCCAGCAUCCCUCAUCCUUGCCUAUGCUGCUUUGGUUUGUUGCAAAUUCAGAAUCUGCAUCUCCUGACAUAAUUGCUUGACUGCUUAUACUGAAGUGUUUAAAUGAACUUCUAAUAGCAAAUGGUGCACAUUCUUCAGAGGAUUUGAACUGUGAUAGCAUCAGUGACUGCGUAUUCACAACAACUGGGGACAGUAAACAUAGGAAGCUGUCUCAUAGUGACUCACAUCAUUGGAUCUAACUCAGUAUUAGUCCCUCUGAUCAGUAACAGUUGUCCAAAAUUCCUAAUUUGACUUUUUCAAGCUCAUAUGAAAUAAGUCAAGUGAUGAGAUUUGGUAUAUGUAAUUUGGUUUUUAUUAAGUAUACAAAUGAAUGCAUUUUUCUCCUGCCUAUAAACCAGCUGUUGGGAAUCUGGAUCUUGAGAAGUAUAGGACCUAUUUCAAAACUUUAUCCGUUCUAGGAAUUAUAGGAGAUGAAGUCUACUCAUACUUGGAAAAUCACAGUCAUACAUGUUUGAGCUGUACGUGUAAAAGCAUCUGUAGAAAUUGGAUUCUACAUAUGUGACAAUUAAUAAACCAUAUAUGGUCCCAGACAUUCAUUUUUGCAUUUAACUGUUAUGUAGUUUGAGUUGAUUUCUGUGCUUAUUUUAUAAAUACCUUACGAACUAAAACUAGUCAGGCAAAAUAACAAAAAACAGGUUGUGAGCAUGACACUCAUUCCAUAAAGUAGUUGAUCAAAACAUUUAGAAUGUUAAAAUUUAGUUAUAAUUGGGAAAUAAUUUUAAAGACCCCAAAUUAUUUGUUCAGAAUUUUUGUCGGAGAGAGAACUAACAAGUAUAUUUUCUUGUAAUAAAACAAACACUGAUAUUAGAGGGAGA